CAAACUGGCAGCCGCCAUGUUGUGUCUCCGGGGGCCCGGAGCGACGUCCGGUAGUAAACAGUAGAUGACGGUAGUUCCCAGGAAACGGAGCGCAGCUGGAAGCCAUGAGCCGUCCGUCCUCAGCCGGAGCCGCAGCCGGAGCCGGAGGACUCGGGGCCGGUAAGACAGGCGGAGGGAAGCACGGGGGGUCCGGAGGCUCCGCUGCCGCCGCCGCCGCUGCAGCAGCAGCAGCCGCGGCCGCAGCAGCGGCAGCAGCCGCCGGGGUGAGCUCCGUGUCCGGGUCGGGGUCUGCCGCCCCUUCCUCCGCCGUGUCCCUGAGCGGGGCCGGCCUGCCCGGGCAGCCCCCGGAGCUCACGGCGCUGUUCGAGUGUCCGGUAUGUUUCGACUACGUGCUGCCGCCCAUUCUGCAGUGUCAGGCAGGUCACCUGGUCUGUAACCUGUGCCGCCAGAAGCUGAGCUGCUGCCCGACCUGCCGAGGCCCGCUCACCCCGAGCAUCCGGAACCUGGCCAUGGAGAAGGUGGCGUCCACCCUGCCGUUCCCCUGCAAGUACUCGUCGGCCGGCUGUCUGUUGUCUCUGCACCACAGUGAGAAGCCCGAUCACGAGGAGGUGUGUGAGUUCAGGCCGUACACCUGUCCCUGUCCUGGGGCCACCUGCAAGUGGCACGGUUCCCUGGAGGCUGUGAUGCCUCACCUGAUGCACGCGCACAAGUCCAUCACCACACUGCAGGGGGAGGACAUUGUCUUCCUGGCGACGGACAUCAACCUGCCAGGUGCCGUGGACUGGGUGAUGAUGCAGUCGUGUUUCAGCCACCACUUCAUGUUGGUUUUGGAGAAGCAGGAGAAGUACGAGGGCCACCAGCAGUUCUUUGCCGUAGUGCUGCUCAUUGGCACCCGCAAGCAGGCCGAGAACUUUGCCUACCGCCUGGAACUGAACGGCAACCGGCGGCGGCUCACCUGGGAGGCCACACCGCGCUCCAUCCAUGAUGGGGUGGCGGCUGCCAUCAUGAACAGUGACUGCCUGGUGUUCGACACCUCCAUCGCCCAUCUGUUCGCCGACAACGGCAACCUGGGGAUCAACGUCACCAUCUCUAUGUGCUGAGGGGAGCGGUGAUGACGGCAGUUGCAUCACAACAGAGACACAAUGCAGGAGAAGAUAGGGAGGUGUUGAGUUCACUUCCUGUCUGUGGUUACAGGGACUCCAGUGGUGUUGGUGACAUAGCUGCAAAAUUUGAAGCAGCUUUAGUUGCUAAGAGGAAGCAGGAGGGGGAGGAGGCAGGCGGCCGGCACCACCAUGUGUGAUCUGUGCAUUUGACGGAUUACGGGACAGAAUGGAUCGUCCAUUUGUCCCUUGAUUUGGUGCCAGAGACAUAAGUGGAAGAAAUCUGAAGCAUCAGGUUUCUAUCUUUAUCAAAUCAGUGAAAUAGAACUCAAGUCUCCGACCGCCGCCCGUCCAGCCGGGACACCUGAGACUGAGCAGAAAGGAUUCUGGUCUUAGGAACAGACUUUACCGAAGCAGCACCAUGAGCCUUUGUCAGGAUAAUCAGAUUUCCUGUCACCCUGACGUGUUCACACUGUCUGAGUCUCUCUGAGUCUGAGAUACCUGAUGUGGUGACAGAAAAUAAAAACACAGGAAAUGAAAAAAAAAAAAAAAAACGAAGCUCCAAAGACUCGUCCGCCGUGAAAGCAGAAUAAUGUGAAAAUAUUUGUUCAAAGCAGAGUGGAAGGUGUCCAGUGAGUGACAGCAUCCAGCAGCAUCCUGACCCUUCAGCUUGUCUCUGCAACAUUCUGACUCUGCAGCUCAUCUCUGCAGCGUUCUGACUCUAUAGCUUGUCUCUGCAGCGUUCUGACUCUGCAGCUCGUCUCUGCAGCGUUCUGACUCUAUAGCUCGUCUCUGCAGCGUUCUGACUCUGCAGCUCGUCUCUCGCAGUUUAAAGGUUGCCGUUGGACCUCUGUGGGAACAAGCUGAGCUGUAGAAUCCACUUUAAUCCUCAGACCGUCUUUAAUCUCAGAUAAAAGCCGUAAAAUGAAGGAAUAAUCCUCCGACCCCUCUUCCUGCAGUCUGUUCAGCCGCCAGCGCCUUAACUCUACUACCGCCAGCCUCUUCUUCCUGUCCCUGCUCUUUCUGACCUGCGCAGGGAAAUCCAGCUGAAACUGAUACCAGAAGACUAUUUAUAAUAAACAGUGUGGAUCCACGGUGACACGAUGGACUGUGAUGGAUUAUUAUCUUUACCAACAUUCCUCGUCUUUGAACCGUUGUAGCAGCUGACCGGGAAGAAACAGACUUCACCAGAUACCUCUGUCAACAGACACGUCUGUAACUGAACCAUGAACCCUCAGACCUCACCGGUGUUUCCUCUGUGUUCGUUCACUGAAAAAAAAAAAAAAGAAAUCCUGUUUACAGCUGAAAACAAAAUCUGAGUUACUUUACCUACGGGGUCUGGUCUUAAUUAUCCGUGUUGCUAGUUUUUGGACAAAAAAAAUAUUAAAAAAAGUGUCUGUAAAGUGUCUGUGUCCAGACAGAGAAUGUUACCCUGACAUCAAACACCUGUUGCUCCUGUUUCUCCCCUUCAGUUACAGAGUUUCAUGGCGCUGCCUCCUGAUGUGUCACACCCUCUUUCCCCAGUUGAUUUGGAGCGUCUGUUUAUAUUUAGGUCGACAUCCAAUAAAUUACCACCUACACCACCUAGCGGCUCCGAACAUCAGACCUCUGAUCUGACAAACGAUCACCAUUUAUGAAGAAGCAUGAUUAGCUUGAUGUAGAACAUGAAGCCAAUCAGGACGGAGGAUUGUGUGACUAAGGUGCAACAGAUCCAGUGGUCCAAUGGUGGCGGUCCGGUCACGUUCAAUUUAUAAUGUUGGCAAGUUCAUAUCAGCCACAUGAGCAUCUUCAUCGUAUCGGCUGAAGCAGAAACUAAACUGAUAAAACAUUUUGGCAGCAUGUCAGCAAUGACCUGGAGGUAUGACAUCAUAGGAUUUCUUUGGUCAAACAUAGAUUAUAUUUCUGCUGAAAUUUCAUCCGAACAUUGAUUUCAGCCAUUUUGAAUAUUUUGGAAAACACAUUUUUGACAACUUUCUAAAGCGUAGGUUGGACUCGUACCAACCUUUGUGUGGAUCAUCACUGGUCCAAGCUCAGCUUUUAGUUUUAAAGGUCCAUGCCGGCUUUAACCCCUGAAUUACAGCUUGUGGUCAUAUUCUUGUCUGUUUUUGCUGCCAGUCUCAUGGAACAUGUGCUCGGAGAUAAAAAAACAGGUCCCGUCCUUCAUGGUUUGAUUUUCAGGGUGUUAAAUUUAGUUUCUUAAUAAUCCAGAUUACAGUCUGGACGCUGGCUCAGCUGACUGACAGUGUGAACUCACAGCUGAGUAACAAACACAGAGGAAACACCGUUCGCUCUCUGAUAAUCACUUCCACUUUACAACCCGCCGACUUUCUACAAAAUGUUUUCAGAUGCUGUAAAUGAAGUUCUAUUAAGGGGAUAUAUAUAUAUUUUCUAUAAAUAAGAGACUGCUUGGUUUAUUCCUCGUGCUGAUGUGUGUUUGUGUUGGCGUUUCUCUCGACUGUAUGAAGAUUUUAAAAAACGUUUUUCUACGAUGUUUCUGACGUCUUGUUGUUAAUUCUGCUGAAGUGUCGCACCUCAACAUGAUACAGGAGGAAGACAAAUGAACGUUCACUUUAUUAGAGAUGAAACUCUUCUGGUGACGUCAUCACGACAUCUGUGUCAGAAAAUAUUUGCUUCUUUUAUUUAAAAAAAGUUCAAAGGACAAACGUCAACUACGACUCCCAGGGUGCAUUUCACCAACAAACAUCCAAUCACAGAGCUUCACAUUAUUUUAAAUAUGCUGCAAUACGACAAUUUGAAUAAAUGAGCAGCUUUUAAAUCUGAACUGACUAGCAUCGUCAUAGCAACAGCAGCUGAGGCUCAUGGGUAUUGUAGUAUUUAGAGUCAAACACCAAACUGACAUUAAAAAAACCUCUCAGAUACAAUAAUUACAUAUAAUUAAAUCUGAUAAUCAGAAUAUAAACAUGAUGUAUAUUUAAAUUGUUAGGAGAGAAAAAUGUGUUUAUAUUUGUUAUUGAUACAAAUGAUGCAUCAAAGGUCAACAUUAAUAAAUGUAGUAAAUGCUGAAUUCUACAGGUCUGUAAUUCUAAGAUAAUUUCCAGGUUAUUUACCAGAAAGAACCAUUUUAUUUGGCAAUUUAAAAGUAAAAGAAUAAAAUAAUAAUAAUACUAAUUACAAUUUAUAAUUUACAUAGUAAAAUAAUUACUGUAAAAAUCGAGGCUGUUUCUAAUUCAGUUGUGAACAUGCAAAAAUUUCAAAUUUGUCUCCAGAAGAGCAAAAAAGUCAACGUACAGUGUAAGUUUCUAUUAAAGAAUAACUGAAUAUUGAAUGGGUUUAAUGUGAAUUUAAAAUUAAAUUAAAAGCUUAAUUAGCACCAGGUCACACCGUUCUUUUAGGAAAUGUCUUAAAAAUACAGACCUGUAAAAUACAGUGUGAUCACAGUGGACGUCUUUAAUAUGUGAAGAUGAUCAGGUGAUUUUGUGUCAUGGCAGCACGACAUUAAAAAGCUCAAAUCCACUGAAUCUAAGAAAGAAAAAGAGCGACGGAUGUCGUCACGUCAUGUGACUGAUGUCAGGAUGUUUUAAUGACUUUUCUUUGUUUGCAGCGUUCUGUAAUGUUUCUAUAAUAAAUGGUUGAGUUUAAA
Molecule: messenger RNA, 4701 nt
Organism: Epinephelus lanceolatus (giant grouper)
Lineage: Eukaryota; Metazoa; Chordata; Actinopteri; Perciformes; Serranidae
Gene: siah2l
Product: seven in absentia homolog 2 (Drosophila)-like
Biological process (GO): proteasome-mediated ubiquitin-dependent protein catabolic process; multicellular organism development
Cellular component (GO): cytoplasm
Molecular function (GO): ubiquitin protein ligase activity; zinc ion binding; ubiquitin conjugating enzyme binding
Source: RefSeq, a predicted model, not a curated record